Echinops telfairi (small Madagascar hedgehog) is the source of this 5825-nucleotide messenger RNA. It is a transcript of the gene ZBTB39, whose product is annotated as zinc finger and BTB domain containing 39. Gene Ontology annotation, biological process: regulation of transcription by RNA polymerase II. The record is from RefSeq and is a predicted model, not a curated record. The coding region runs from base 26 to 2170 and encodes 714 amino acids. Gene Ontology annotation, cellular component: nucleus. Lineage: Eukaryota; Metazoa; Chordata; Mammalia; Afrosoricida; Tenrecidae. The transcript has a single exon. Gene Ontology annotation, molecular function: protein binding; DNA-binding transcription factor activity, RNA polymerase II-specific; RNA polymerase II cis-regulatory region sequence-specific DNA binding.
AGGCAACGUCGUAGGAGCUGCUAAGAUGGGCAUGAGGAUCAAGCUGCAAAGCACCAACCACCCCAACAACCUGCUGAAGGAGCUCAACAAGUGCCGGCUCUCGGAGACCAUGUGCGAUGUCACCAUUGUGGUGGGGAGCCGCUCCUUCCCAGCCCACAAGGCUGUGCUGGCCUGUGCAGCGGGCUACUUCCAGAACCUCUUCCUGAACACGGGGCUUGAUGCCGCCCGGACGUACGUGGUGGACUUCAUCACUCCAGCCAACUUUGAGAAGAUUCUGAGCUUUGUCUACACGUCAGAGCUCUUUACAGACCUGAUCAAUGUUGGGGUCAUCUACGAAGUGGCCGAGCGUCUGGGCAUGGAAGACCUCCUCCGGGCCUGUCACUCCACCUUCCCUGACCUGGAGAGCACCACGGGGGCCAAGCCCCUGACCAGCACCCGCGAGAGCCACGCGGGUACCCUGAGUUGUACCUCCACAGACCCCCCAUGCCCCCUUGGAGAACUCCGAGGUGGCGGGGAGCCCUUGGGUCCUGAUAGAACCUAUGUGCCGUCCAGUGAUGCUGGAGCAAGCUACAAAGAGGAGGAGAAAACUGUUGCCAGUGACGCUAACCAUGGCCUGCCUCUGCCUCCGCUGCCGCCGCCGCCACCACCAAAGACAGAAGACCGCGUCGAGGUCCCUGCUCCCUUCGCGUCCGCCCCCAGCACAGUGACCCAGCUGGGCCUGGGCACUGUCAGCAUGGGCAUCCAGACCAGCCUGAGCUCCUGCCCGCCGUACAAAGUUCAGAGCAACGGAGACUUCAGUAAAAACAGCGUCUUCGCUGCUGACAGCGCAGUCGACGUGAGCACGGGGAGCAGCUCCUGCGUGAGCAGCAGCGAGCCGGGCAAAGAGCCGCGCUGUGGGCAGAUGGCGGGGUUCCAGCUGGAGGACCUGGGGGACGAUGACUUGCAGUUGGAAGACGCCAGCGAGGAGAUGGGCACCGCCGAGGAGGUGAUCGAGCUGAGUGACGACAGUGAGGACGAACUGGCCUUUGGUGAGAGCGAGAGCCGAGAGAACAAGGCCAUGCCCUGCCAAGUGUGCAAGAAAGUGCUGGAGCCCAACGUCCAGCUGAUCCGGCAGCAUGCUCGCGACCACGUGGACCUGCUGACGGGCAACUGCAAGGUGUGUGAGACCCACUUCCAGGACCGAAACUCCCGGGUGACCCACGUCCUGUCCCACAUUGGUAUUUUCCUCUUCUCCUGUGACAUGUGUGAAACCAAGUUCUUUACCCAGUGGCAGCUGACCCUCCACCGACAGGAUGGCAUCUUUGAGAACAACAUCAUUGUCCACCCCAAUGACCCACUCCCCGGAAAGCUGGGCCUCUUUGCAGGGGCGGCCUCCCCAGACUUGAAAUGUGCUGCCUGCGGGAGGGGAUUGGCCAAGGAUUUCCACGUGGUCCGGGGCCACAUCCUCGACCACCUAAACUUGAAGGGUCAGGCUUGCAGCGUCUGCGACCAGCGUCACCUCAACCUCUGCAGCCUCAUGUGGCACACGCUCGCCCACCUCGGCAUUUCGGUCUUCUCCUGCUCCGUCUGUGCUAAUAGCUUUGUGGACUGGCAUCUCCUGGAGAAGCACAUGGCCGUCCACCAAAGCCUGGAAGACGCCCUCUUCCGCUGCCAGCGGUGCAGCCAGAGCUUCAAGUCGGAGGCGGCCUACCGCUAUCAUGCCGGCCAGCACAAAUGUACCAGUGGCCUGGACCUGCGGCCUGGCCUGGGCCUGCAGCACCCAGCUCUCCAGAAGCGGAAGCUGCCAGCAGAGGAGUUCCUGAAUGAGGAGCUAGCUCUGCCGGGCCAACCCGGCAAUAGCAAGUACAGCUGCAAGGUCUGUGGCAAGAGGUUUGCCCACACCAGCGAGUUCAACUACCACCGGCGGAUCCAUACGGGCGAGAAGCCCUACCAGUGUAAGGUGUGCCACAAGUUCUUCCGAGGCCGCUCGACCAUCAAGUGCCACCUGAAGACGCACUCCGGGGCCCUCAUGUACCGCUGCACCGUCUGUGGUCAUUACAGCUCCACCCUCAACCUCAUGAGCAAGCACGUCGGCGUGCACAAAGGCAGCCUCCCCCCGGACUUCACCAUCGAGCAGACCUUCAUGUACAUUAUCCAUUCCAAAGAGGCAGAGAAGAGCCCGGACAGCUGACUGGGUCCCGGCAGAGCCAGGGGAGCCCCCGGUGGGGGCAGCCGGGACACUGAUUUCCCGAUGGCUCCUGGUCCCUUCUCGGCUGAACUUACAAUUUUGCCUUGCUAGGAAUCCUGUUCGGUGGUGUGUCUGAAGAAGAAACACGAAGAAAGAGCACAUGAGCUGAGUUACUAUCUUCGAGAAGCAAUGACCCUACCGCGCUUACCUCCAUUACCAGUUCUGGCCCGCCAAGGGCUGUGUGUUUGGUUCCACUGAGGCGGGUUCUGGGAUCCAAUCAAGCAGUUGGUGGCAGCUAGAUCCCAUUCUCUGGCCUCUCUUAAGUUUUCGUUUACCCGAUAGGUUUUAUGCUGCUAAGAAUCCAGCCACAGCCUCAUGGACGAGAGAGGUGGAGGGAGGUUUUCUCUGUAGGUAUCUCCGCCAGACCUCCGGCCAGGACCACGGAUCAUGCGAAAGCUCUUGGAAAUGGAAUUUUCUAGAAAAGACCAGUCAGCAGGGUGGUCCUCAGCAGGGGAAAGGUGUCAGAUGAAGGUGUCUGCCCAUCCUGCGGCCCUGAUGUGCUGAUUGGACAGUGAGAAGAUCUUUUGGCAGCUGGAUCCACAAGGGGGACAAAGCUUCCCACGGAGAGGAAGGGGCCAGUCCUCACCAGCCAGGGGGGCUCUUCUGCAGUGCCACCGGCAGUGGCAGCAUCGGAGGACCCGAAGGGAGCUGGCACUCUUCUCAUUUCCAAAGAAAGAUGAUUUUAUAGUGUUGGCCCAGGAGGUCAGACCUUCCCCAUGGGGUGAGGUGGGCAGCGAGCUACUCUGACACAGUCAUUUGUCAUUUUGGCCACCUCUGUUGACCUUGAGUUCCCUGGUGGGCAGGUGGGGGUGUCUGGGAGCAGCAGCCUUGCCUUAAUCUACUCUACAUCCAGCCCCCCGCCCAGGCAGGCCUGUGCCUGGUCCCUGGUAGAAGUGAGAAGGCCCCUUGGGAUGGCGCGGUGGACUCCGUGAGCUCUGAGUCACUGGCAGUGGUGUGUAGCGGAGUGUGAGUCUUGACUGUCUGAAUCCGGUGACACUGUUGUUUACUUUGUGCUAACAGGGCCCGAGCUUUGGCAGCUCCCAUUUGACCUGCUGGAAUUGAGCCUGAUCUGUCAGUGCAUCACAUCCAGGGGGAGCUGUCUGAGGCGGCUGGUUCUGGUCCCCCCUUGGUGGGUGGAGGACCGGGCUAGGCGGUUUCCUGUGGGGCUGGUUGACUCUACUUCGAUGAUAUGAAAGGGGUCUUGCUCAAAGAAGGCUUAGGGGACUUUGCGUAUUCACAAGGUGGCACCUCAGUACCUCACUACCUCACCCUGCUCACAUGAGCUCUGGGAGUCCCUGGCCUCCACCCCGAUGCUGCCCCAGUUGGUUGGGCGUCAGCAGCACCAGGCUGUUUUCACAAGCAAGAGGCUGUCACGGAACUCACAGAGCCUUUCUGAACACGAAUAUUUAUUUAUUUUUGUUUUCGUAUGCAGAAUUCCCAGCAUCUUUUUGAGAGACCCGAUUUUUAGGAAAAUGAGUUUCUCCCCGACAAGUAGCCAUAUUCCAGGCAGGUACGCUGUGCAGCGAUUUGGGGGCCAGGAGUCAUGCAAGACCUGGAAGGGAGACCAUGUCAAGCCUUUUCAACAAGCAAAUUCUUUCCCGAUGGUCUUUAGCGGAGUAAACCUAGGGAACACGGUAGGCAGUGGACAAGGGGGUCCAAAAAGUUGGGACCAAGGGCAGGGGUCCCGUUAGAGUCACACAGGUCUUUCAUCCCCCCAUUCCCAGCCCUGUGAAGGAGUAGACCAGGGAUGGAGCUGAGGGGAGCGUGUCUCGUUAAGAACUGAUCUGGACUCCCCUUGAGACAUUUCGUCAGGACAGCAGUGGUGGGCAUGUUGACCGGCUUCCCUCUACUGGCUCUUGGGAAUCUUAAGACGACAAAUGCAUGACAGAUUGCAGUUGUGCACCCGCGAGCUUCUGCAAGCCCGGAUGAUCCUCCUCGGCUAUGGGGUGAAGGCAAGAGUUUAGCCUGGCUGGGUUCGAGAGAGGUGAUACUUACCGGCAAAAUAUGCUGGAGAAAUCUUUUUCUUUAACAGAGGCAUCUUGGAUGCUGGGUACUCUGUAUACUUAGCCUGAAACUGUGAAGUUUUCCCUUUAGUCGGUAAACCAAAAAGCAAGUCCUCGAAACACUACAGACUGGGUCCCCUGGCCCCCUGGUCCCCUGUAGGAUAAGGGGUUGAUCAGCUGUUCCCAGUCAGACAUGUAGCAGGAUCAGGAGCCCACAAAGCUCAGUGACCAAACGCUGCCCCUCUGCUCCUCAUCGUCACCCCUGGAUGCCCCCUGGGAGUCACUUUGACGCCCCCCCUGCCUCUAGCGCCCCUCUUCCCAACUGUCUUACUUGAAACAUUGUGGUGGCAGAGGGCACGCUAGGGUACUUGGUGGAAGGUAAACGUUUGCUUUAUUGUGAGUGCUUUUCCAGCCUCUGUCCAUUGGGGUGUACCCCUUGGCUCCUGGAGGGGAGUUCGGCACUGGCUCGUGCGGUUGGGCCUGGGGCUUCCCUUUGACCCUCCCAAGUCCUUUCUCUGCCCUUCCCCUUUCUCUUGUUCUGUACUCAAGGCUGGCUGCGUCACUGGCAGAGCCCCUUGUGCAAAAGCAAUUAAGAACCUCAAGAUGGAGACUGUAGAGCAUGAAACCAAAUGUGAGGCCUGCCCGCUUGUUUCCUGAGGGCCAGGGGUAGUUCGUGUGGCGCUCUGGGGUAACUAGUGGAGGCUGUGGGUGGCCAAGAGAAGGGGAUUAGUAUCCCAGCAUUCCUUCCACUCAGUCACUGCUCACUGGUGCCAAACUGGAAGCUCUGCUACCCCCUAAUACUUGGUCCUAAGUUUUAAGACCCUUGGAGUCUCUGCAGAUCAUGGCUAGUUGGGAAGAAAAAAGGUGGAUGUUGGGCCCAGGGGUCCUAAGAACAAGGCAAUGGGUAAGAAAGAGUUCUUGCUGGCUCUGUUUCUGAUUAGCGCCACCUUGUCCCCAGGACAAGCCUUGAAGCUUAAAUACCUUCUCUCCAGUUGGGUUUUUGCUACUGAUCACUCCCCCCCCCUCCCCCCCACCCCCAGGCAGUCUCUCUGGCCUGUACUGUGCCCUGCUGCCCCAGACUCCUCAACUCUGGAACUAAAUGAAAAUUUCUCUCUAGGUGGGCACACUGGCUUCAUUGGCCUGGAGUGGAUGUGGGGAGAGCUCUGUGCCCAUCUGGGAAUCCUCCCCUGCCUCGUCCCCCGCCACACCCAGAAAGUCAGGAAGCAGGAGACCCAGUGUUCCUUCCAAUGUGAUUACUCACCACAAACAUCACAUCAGAAUGAAAAUGAAAUUGUUUUGAUGCUGAUGUUUCGCAGCACCCCUUCCCCGUCCAGCCCACCCUCCUCUCCACAUCUACGAGACUCUUCUGUGAAGCGGAGAAGAGUUUUGACAACUGACUCCUUCCAUUAAAUUAAUAAGUACUGACCUCCUAAUAUUUAAGUGUUUACUAUCUAUUGCUGUAAAGUUUUGUAUAUUUUGUAAACUUUUUUUCCCAAAUAGUAGAAGUCUAAAAUGGUUGUACAUCUGAUUCUUUUAUAUUCCAUUGUUCGGCACAAAGUGUGGUUUUUAUUUAGAAUAAAAAAAUCAGACUGGAA